Messenger RNA from Carica papaya (papaya), 4797 nucleotides. The record is from RefSeq and is a predicted model, not a curated record. Lineage: Eukaryota; Viridiplantae; Streptophyta; Magnoliopsida; Brassicales; Caricaceae.
UGUUAUUUUAUCAUGAAAAAUUUGAUUUCUCCAGCUCAUAUAUAGUCUGCCAUGAUGGAUGCAUGCGGCAAAAUAUUUUGCUAGAAUUCCCUUUCUUCUCUGGUCAAUUUCUGCAUGUGAAACAUGUAGUUUGGAUAUUCAUUGCUUGAGUUCAGAUUUAGCUGAUUUGGCUUGAAACAUCAUUUACAACUCAUCCAAAGGGCACUACUCAGAUGACGUUGAACAAAAAUAUAUAGAUAUGAGCCUGGCCCUUCAUUACAGAAUAUACAUGAUUUCAUAUGCUCGGUGUUAUUAUCACUUUGUAGUCCUCGUUGGCAAUUAUUAAAUAGUCGUGUAUCAAUGAACUUUCUACCUCCGUGGUAGUUUCCAAUCGAAGCUGUUGCAGUGGCACUCCAUCUUUCGCAGAGGACUUUAUAGGCUAACUUAACACUGUAUUAAUAUAUAAUCCUUCAAACAUAAAAAAAUUUCGUUAUUUUCAUAUAUCAUUAUUUAUUAUCGUAUAUUAAUUAAUUAUUAUGAAAAUUUAUUCUAGCAGAAUGUGAGUGGUACAAAACGAAGCGAGGUAAAAGGAAUAGCGAGAGAAGGACAAUAGAAAAAACAGAAAAUCGAUCUAAGCUUGAAUUAGAAAAGGUAAUGGAGGAAUUUGAGCGGAAGAUGAUAGAGACGCAGACUCGGAUCGAGGAAUGACUCGAGGUAUCUAGUGGGAGUUUGAUUUUGGCCAUAAAAGAGGGGAAGACAGUGGAAAGAUCACAAGGACAAGGACGAAAAACCCCGUUCUUUUUCGGUGAUGAAGCGUUGAUCGAGGGAGGAGGGUGAAGUCAACCCCAAAGGAGCCGUUGGUUGAAAGACUGAAAAUGACUGGACCCAAGGAGAACUUCGAGGUAUUGCGUCCUCCUCUGACUAUAAAAGGGGAAGCGAUUGAAAUUUUGAGGGAAAAUGGAGAAAUCGACUGGGCUCGGCCGAAGAGAAAAAGAGGGAGAGAGACGCAGCUAAGGAGGGUCUGGAGACGAGAGAAACAGAGGGGAGAAAGGAAAAACUGAGAGGGAAUCUUUUGGGGUUUUUGGUGGGUGGAAAUGGAGAGAAUUUCAGGGGAUAAGAGGGAAAUUUUAUGGGCUUUUGGCGAGCGAAAACAGAGGUUUUUGUUAAACCGGGGAGGGAGACUUCCGUAAAAUUGGGGGAAGAGCUGAGCGCUUGAGGGCGUUCUUUUUCUUCCGAGUUGAGAAACACCAAAAGAGAGGGGAGAAAGGAGAAGACCAAGAAGCUUUUUUGAGAGAGAGAAAUCAGGAAGGGACCGGUAAGAAUUCUUUGGAGUCAGCAGUGUGGGAAAUUGGAAUGCAAAAAUCGACCAUUAGAUAUCCUCCUUUGUUUCUCUUCAAGAUACAUGAAGAAGAAGAAGAAGAAGAAGGAGAUAGAAUGUUUCAAUAUCUCUAUCUCUCUUUUUCAAUGCAUAUAUAUAUAUAUAUAGAUGCAAGGGUCAACAUUAGGAUGGUCUAGUUCCACUUCAAAGGAGAUUAAAAGAGCACCCAUGAAGAAGAUGAAGAUGAGUUUCCAUUUGGUUUCAAUAUUGUUGUUGCUAUGCUUCUGUACAGCUGCAAUGGCAAUCAAAGAUUUGAGUAUUGAUCAAUCAGCUCUUCUGGCAUUUAAAUCCUUCAUCACCUUCAGCCGUGAAAACAUCUUGCUAUACAAUUGGACUACCUCUGCCACUGUUUGCCACUGGAUUGGUGUCUCCUGCAGUCUCCGCCAUGGAAGAGUCACAGCUUUGGACCUUUCAGACAUGGGGCUGACGGGCACUAUCCCUCCCCAUCUAGGUAAUCUCUCAUUCCUUGUCUCCCUGAACUUGAGCACCAACAAUUUUCAUGGCCCAGUACCAGAAGAGCUUACUCAAUUGUGGGACUUGAAGUUCAUCAAUUUGACCGACAAUCACCUCAAUGGAGGAAUACCAUCAUCAAUCGGUAAUUUACGAAAUUUGCGUCAGUUCAGCCUCUGUAAUAACAGUCUAUCAGGUACAAUUCCGUAUUAUCUGCUGAACUUGUCUAAGUUGGAGGUAUUGGACCUGAGUCUUAAUCUCAUUCGUGGAAACAUUCCUCGUGAGAUUGGUCAGCUUCCUUCAAGCUUGGAUAAGUGCAGGGAGCUUCAACUGUUGGCACUGUCACUCAAUAGAUUCACAGGGAGAUUACCCAGAAGUUUUGGAAACUUGACCAAGCUCCAACAAGUAUAUCUGGGUUAUAACAACCUACAAGCAGGUGAAAUACCUGUUGACAUUGGCAAUCUGCAAAAUCUGAUGUAUCUGAAUAUGGCUUUUAACAAGUUAACUGGUGUAAUCCCAUCCACCAUCUUCAACAUCUCGACCAUAAGAGUUAUUGAACUAGAAGACAACAACCUCUUCGGUCAUCUGGAAUCAAGCAUAGGUCUUUCGGCUCCAAACCUCGAGGAGCUUUACCUGUGGGGAAAUAACCUUAACGGAGUGAUCCCAGCUUCUAUCUCCAAUCUUUCCCAACUCGUACUCCUGGAAUUGGGCUCGAACUUUUUCUCAGGCUACAUACCAGAUACACUUGGAAACUUAAGAUCACUCCGAAUACUGAACUUGCACCAUAAUAAUUUGACAGCACAAUCUUCUGACUCUCCUUGGAGCUUUCUCUAUUCCUUGGGAAAUUGCAGACAGUUAAGAGUCAUUGAGUUGUCAUAUAAUCCCUUGAGUGGCACCCUUCCAACCUCUAUUGGAAAUCUCUCUUCAUCUGUUCACCAUUUAAAUGCCAGAAAUUGCAGAAUUAAGGGUGGUAUGCCUAAAGAGAUUGGUAACUUAAGCAGUCUGAUAGGUUUAGGCCUUGACAACAAUGAAUUGACUGGAGCCCUUCCAGCCACAAUUGGCAGACUACAAAAUCUACAAGCAUUGUAUCUUCCUCAAAACAUAUUACAAGGAUCUAUUCCUCCUGAACUGUGUCACUUAGGGAGUCUGUAUGCUUUGAUCUUGAAUGGUAAUGCCUUUCACGGGUCUUUGCCUGAAUGCUUAUAUAACUUAUCUUCCCUUAGAGAUUUCGACUUAAGCUCCAAUCAACUAACUUCUGCUAUACCAUCUACCUUAUGGAGACUCACUGACAUGUUGCAAAUAAACCUGUCUUUGAAUUCGUUAACUAGCAAUCUCCCUAUGGAUACUGAAAAUCUGGAGGUCUUGACCAAACUAGACUUAUCAAGUAAUCAAUUUUUCGGUAAUCUUCCAGAAAGCGUUGGAGGCCUAAAAGGUCUUUUGCAUCUUUCCUUGGCAAAAAAUGGCUUACAAGGAAAUAGUCCCCAGUCAUUUGGAAAUCUGAUAAGCCUGGAAUUCUUGGAUCUCUCUUACAACGAUCUUUCAGGAGUUAUUCCCAAGUCCUUGGAAAAGCUUUCCCAUCUCAAGCAGCUUAACUUGUCUUUCAACAGGCUAGAAGGAGAAAUCCCUACUGGAGGGCCUUUUAGAAACUUUUCAGCUCAAUCAUUUCUGCAUAAUUAUGCUCUCUGCGGUUCACCGCAACUACUUGUUCCGUGUUGCAAAAGGCCAGCUAUUGAUCGAUCCAAAAGGGUCAUGUCACUUGUACUCCAGUUCAUAUUUCCAGGCAUUGCAUACAUAAUAUUAAUAGCAACUGUUAUCUUUAUCAUCUAUAGGUGGAGGCAUAAACAGCAGGCCAACAAGCAGAACAAACAAAGUUUCUCACUCCUUGCAACAUGGAGAAGAGUUUCAUAUAUUGAACUUAAAAGAGCUACUAACGGAUUCAGCGAAAGAAACUUGCUCGGAAUAGGAAGUUUUGGUUCAGUGUAUAAGGGAACACUCGCAGAUGGGGUAAAUGUUGCAAUAAAGGUUUUCAAGUUGCCGUUAGAGAAAGCUCUCAGAAGUUUUGAAGUUGAAAGUCAUAUGAUGCGUAAUAUCCGCCAUCGGAAUCUUGUCAAAAUCAUUAGCAGUUGCUCCAAUGAUGAUUUUAAGGCCUUAGUGCUGGAGUUCAUGUCUAAUCAGAGUCUUGAAAACUGGUUGUAUUCUCACAACCAUUUUCUAAACAUGCUACAGAGACUGGACAUAACAAUAGAUGUUGCAUCAGCUCUGGAAUAUCUUCAUCACAAUCUUCCAUCACCAAUUGCCCAUUGUGAUUUAAAGCCUACCAAUGUCCUCCUAGAUGACAAUAUGGUUGCACAUGUGGCUGAUUUCGGUGUUUCCCAACUUUUAGGAGAUGAUGAGUCUGUGAGACACACCUUGACGCUUGCCACUAUUGGGUAUAUGGCUCCAGAAUACGGAUUAAUGGGAACUGUGUCAACAAAAGGAGAUAUAUAUAGUUUUGGGAUUCUGGUGCUGGAGACAUUCACAAGAAAGAAGCCUACAGAUGAAAUGUUUGCAGGAGAAGUAAGCCUAAGGAGAUGGGUGGAAGAGUCAUUUUUUAGUGAGGAUAUUUGGGAAAAUGUUGUGGAUAACACACUCUGUUGAAGGUAGAUAAUGACAAGCAUUUGGAGGCAACAAUGGAGUGUAUAUCAUCUGUUUUGAGAUUAGCCUUGAACUGCUCAGCAGAGUCAGCUAAUGAUAGAGGAAAUAUGAGGGCUGUCUUAGCCACUCUCAAAAAGAUGAGACAAAAGUUUGCAAAGAGUGUAAGACUUUAACCCAGCUUAGUACAGUGGAAUUACUAGCCACCCAAAGCCAAGGCACUGAGGUACAUAUCUGUAUAGUUUAUAUUUUCAAUGAACAUAAUUAUGAAGGAAUUUGUGUAUUGAAAAUUAGUUGUAAGAAUAUAUUUCAACUUUAGAUUCUGGUAUAUGGUAUACUUCAAAUUCUAAAUUUUUUUA